AUGCCCACUAUCUCAGUCGACAAGGCCGCUCUGUUCAAGGAGCUGGGCCAGGAAUACACUACGGAGGAAUUUGACGAAUUGUGUUUCGAGUUUGGCAUUGAACUCGAUGAAGAUACUACAAACUCGGACCGACCAAUUGUGGACGGAAAGCAGGAACCGCCGCAGUUGAAGAUCGAAGUCCCCGCCAAUCGAUAUGAUUUGCUAUGCUUUGAGGGCAUUGCGCUCUCGCUCAACAUCUUCUUGGGCCGCAAACCUUUGCCUGAGUAUAAGCUGGCUGAACUCUCGAACGGGGAACUGCAAUCGAUCAUUGUCAAGGAAGAUACCACGAAGAUCAGACCCUAUGUGUCCGGCGCCAUUCUUCGGAAUGUCAAGUUCGACCAGGCUCGCUACGAGUCCUUUAUUUCCCUUCAAGACAAGCUCCACCAAAACCUGGCACGGCAACGAACCCUCGUAUCCAUUGGUACCCAUGACCUGGACGCUGUUCAGGGUCCUUUCACCUACGAGGCUCUGCCUCCCAAGGACAUCAAGUUUGUUCCGUUGAACCAGACCCAGGAGAUGGAUGGUGAGGAGUUGAUGACUUUCUACGAGAAACACCAACAACUAGGCAAGUACCUGCAUAUCAUUCGCGACUCUCCGGUUUACCCGGUCAUCUACGACUCAAACCGAACCGUCUGCUCCCUGCCUCCCAUUAUCAACGGUGACCGCUCGAAAAUCUCUCUGAACACUACCAAUGUCUUGAUUGAAAUCACGGCCCUCGACAAGACCAAGCUCGAGAUUGUGAACCGGAUGAUGGUCACCAUGUUCUCCCAGUACACUGCGGAGCCAUUCACCAUCGAGCCGGUCAAGAUUGUGUCGGACCACAACAAUCAGACGAGAAUUACCCCUGACAUCGCUCCCCGGGCCACACAGGCCGAGGUUUCCUACAUUAACCAGUGCUGUGGCUUAAACUUAACACCUGUUGAAAUCUGCAAUCUGCUGAGGAAGAUGGCUUAUCACGCGAAGCCCACGACUAACGCCCCGAAUCUCAUAAACUUGGAGAUCCCUCCGACUCGUGCGGAUAUUCUUCACCAGUGCGAUAUCAUGGAGGAUGUGGCUAUCGCUCACGGCUUCAACGCCCUCCCGCGCUCGUUCCCCAGCAAAUCUGGCACAAUUGCUCAACCCCUCCCCAUCAACAAGCUCUCCGACAUCGUGCGCGUGGAAGCUGCCAUGGCCGGCUGGUCGGAAGUGUUGCCGCUGAUUCUGUGCUCGCACGACGAGAACUUCUCCUGGCUGAACCGCAAGGACGACGGCAACACUGCUGUCAAGCUGGCUAACCCGAAGACUAUGGAGUUCCAGGUUGUUCGCACAAGCCUUCUCCCCGGUCUUCUGAAGACCAUUCGUGAGAACAAGAGCCACAGCGUUCCCAUGAAGAUCUUCGAGGUCAGCGAUGUUGCUUUCAAGGACCUCUCCUUGGAGCGCAAGAGCCGCAACGAGAGACACUUUGCUGCUGCAUGGUACGGCAAGACCAGCGGCUUCGAGGUUGUGCACGGCCUCCUGGACCGUGUUUUGGCCAUGCUCAAGAGCGCUUUCAUCACCGGCGAGGAGGGUCUUGAGAAUUCGGCCGUGGGCGAUUCGCAGUACUAUAUCAAAGAGCUGGAUGACCCGACCUACUUCCCCGGCCACUCCGCCUCCAUUCACCUCCGUAUCGGUGGCAGGGACCACGUCGUCGGCGCUUUCGGCAUCUUGCACCCCACUGUGCUGGAAAAGUACGAGCUGAGGUACCCCGUCAGCACGCUGGAGAUCAACAUCGAGGCUUUCCUGUAA
Molecule: messenger RNA, 1803 nt
Organism: Penicillium alfredii
Lineage: Eukaryota; Fungi; Ascomycota; Eurotiomycetes; Eurotiales; Aspergillaceae
Product: phenylalanine--tRNA ligase subunit beta
Exons: 9
Coding region: 1-1803 (600 amino acids)
Biological process (GO): phenylalanyl-tRNA aminoacylation
Cellular component (GO): phenylalanine-tRNA ligase complex; cytoplasm
Molecular function (GO): phenylalanine-tRNA ligase activity; RNA binding; ATP binding
Source: RefSeq, a predicted model, not a curated record